AUGGAGAACGGAAACAUCAGCCAGGGCGAGGGCAAGGACCCCUCCAGCUUCCUUAGCGACAUCAUCGGCAACCCCGUCACGGUGAAGCUCAACUCGGGCGUCGUCUACAAGGGUGAGCUUCAGUCCGUUGAUGGCUACAUGAACAUCGCGCUGGAGAAGACGGAGGAGUACGUCAACGGCACCAAGAGGCGGUCCUACGGCGACGCAUUUGUGAGAGGAAACAACGUCAUGUACAUCUCGGCAGACUCUUAG
Molecule: messenger RNA, 252 nt
Organism: Colletotrichum phormii
Lineage: Eukaryota; Fungi; Ascomycota; Sordariomycetes; Glomerellales; Glomerellaceae
Product: U6 snRNA-associated Sm-like protein LSm6
Exons: 3
Coding region: 1-252 (83 amino acids)
Biological process (GO): mRNA splicing, via spliceosome; maturation of SSU-rRNA
Cellular component (GO): U6 snRNP; sno(s)RNA-containing ribonucleoprotein complex; U4/U6 x U5 tri-snRNP complex
Molecular function (GO): RNA binding
Source: RefSeq, a predicted model, not a curated record